CCACCUAGAGUGAGUGGCUGUGACAUAGAUUUCUCUUGAAUUCAUAAACAGCCUUCACUUUUACUGGUAACAUCUAGUUCCUGGAUACUAAGCGGGGUCCUACUAGGUCUUGCCAGGUCACCAAAUACCAGUUUAAUCAAGGAAGGAGGAAAGAAAAAGAACAGUAAAUAGAGAAUGAUAAGUACUAAGAAUGAUUGCAGAAACGUCAUUUGAGGUGCUUGUGCCAAAGAAACAGGCCUGGGGCCUCUUAGUACUCAUACUGGGGUCCACAAGAGGCCAUGGCCUCGCACUCUGAAACACGGUACCCCUGCCAGGUUUUUCUUCCUUGUCAUUAGGGGUCCCAGACAUCUCGCUUGAUGCAGGGUGUCUCCAACACAAGCAGGAACUGAUCAAGGCAGAAACUGAUACUGAAGCCAUGGAGGGGUGCUGCUUACUGGCUUGCUCAGCCUGCUCUCUUACAGAACUCAGGACCAAGGCCCAGGGAUGGCACCACUCACAAUGGGCUAGGCUCUCCCCCAUCAACCACUAAAUAAGAAAUGCCCUACAACCGGAUCUUAUGGAGGCGUUUUCUCAGUUGAGGCGUUCUCCUUUCAAGUUGACAUAAAGCUGACCAGGACACUUCCCCACCCUUCUCCCCACUGGAUGAGUGGAGCUGCCCUGCACUGGGCAAAUGAGGACAUUCCUGACCACUCCCGCCCUGGGUUUGGCUCCUGCUCUCAUGGCAGACACUGAAAAUCACAGGCUAUGAGAAUUGGAGCCCAGUUUGUCCCAAACCGAUUUUAGAUCUCUGCACCAUCUCUAGGGUAUACUCUAGGAUGCUCAUCUCUAGGGCCAGCCAGUGCUCCAGCUAAGGCUGAGAGAGAUAGCACACACUAGGGGUGGUAGAGCAGCCCCUCAGGGACGAGAUUUGGAGCCAUGUCAGAGCCUGGCAGUCUCUGAUUAUGACAUACCCUCCGCUCGCAGGCCUUGCCCAGGCAACUGCAAUCACCAACCACAGCAUCCUUUGGGUUUGACCUACUGAGCACAUGACCCUCAAUUAGUCCUGGCAGCAUCCCCUGCCCCUCCUGCUUACAUCAGGGGCUCAGGCAGUGGAUAUAAAUGGUACUGGAGGUUGAAGGGUGCAGAACAGACAAGUCCCAUAUAGCAACUCGGUGCAGACCUAGUAGUCACCAUGAGGACCCUCUCUCUGCUCACUCUGCUGGCCCUGGCUACAUUCUGUCUCUCUGACCUAGCAGAUGCAAAGCCCAGCGACUCUGAGUCUGACAAAGCCUUUGUGUCCAAGCAGGAGGGCAGUGAGGUGGCAAGCAGACCCCGGCGCUACCUUGGAGCCCCAGCACCCGCCCCAGACCCCCUGGAGCCCUCCAGGGAGGUGUGUGAGCUCGACCCCAACUGUGACGAGCUAGCAGACCAGAUCGGCUUUCAGGAAGCCUACAAGCGCACCUAUGGUACCACUGCUUAGGGCAUGUGUUGCCCUAGAGCCAAGCAGCAGCCUCAGCUUUGGCGACUCUCCAGGACUCGACCCUCCCUGUUCCCUCUCUCUGCCCUGCACGUAUGGAUGGCACAGCUGCUCCAAAAUAAAGUCCAGAUGAGGAA
Grammomys surdaster is the source of this 1593-nucleotide messenger RNA. It is a transcript of the gene Bglap, whose product is annotated as bone gamma-carboxyglutamate protein. The record is from RefSeq and is a predicted model, not a curated record. NCBI's taxonomy places the organism in Eukaryota, Metazoa, Chordata, Mammalia, Rodentia, Muridae. Gene Ontology annotation, cellular component: extracellular region. Gene Ontology annotation, molecular function: structural constituent of bone; calcium ion binding; hydroxyapatite binding. The transcript is spliced from 4 exons. Gene Ontology annotation, biological process: regulation of bone mineralization; osteoblast differentiation; bone development. The coding region runs from base 1172 to 1459 and encodes 95 amino acids.